AUGGGUUCUAAAUUUGAUUCCUACGGGGAUAAUGUUAAAUUAUCUAAUGCUGAUGUGGUGAUUCAAGUCGGUGAAAAGCCAGAUAUAAAGACAUUUUUGGCUCAUUCUGACAUUUUACGGAAGAAAUCACCAUAUUUUCGUACUGCUUUAUCAAAUACUUGGGCAAAAAGAGAAGGUGAAAAUAUUAUACUGAAAAAGCCAAAUAUAUCUCCCAAGUUAAGUCAUCAUGAUGGUUCGGUAGUACUCGAUAUUCUGGUGGCUGCUGAUGAAUUAUUGAUCGAGAAUGACCUCCUUUCAUCCAUUCAAGAUCAUCUUAUACAUGAUAAAUUUGUAUGGUUACAAGAUCAUUUUGCCCUUGUUUUACACACCGUAUUUGAACGUGAUGCAUAUAUUCUUCCUCAGAAUUUAAAUAAUGAUAUAAUAACUUUUCUUGAUAGUAAAUGUCUUCCGACUUCUAUAUUACCUCCUCGUUAUCCAAUAGUCUCUAUUAAUAGUAAUAUAAUCUUACCUCAUCAAGCCUUAAAGAUUCCCGAAUGGAUUAUUCAUACAAAUAGAUGGCAAUAUACUAAAGAAAGUUUUUUAUUUUCAUUUGGUAAUCGUGGAAAUAUUAUUGAUGCUAAAUUAAGUAAAGUUCAACCUGGAAACGAAGCUAUCUAUGAUGAUCCUUCGUUUGGUCCAUGUUUUGGAAAAACUGAUUUAGAUAUGCGUAGACAAUUUAAUGAAGAUUAUAAUUGUUCUGCUAAAAAACGUUGUUAUAAGCAUACUAUUGUUAAUUCUACAAAAUUUGCUGUAGAAGAUUAUGAAGUUUUUCAAGUUUUUUGUCACAUGGUAAGCUCUGGAUAG
Scutellospora calospora is the source of this 843-nucleotide messenger RNA. The record is from the annotation of a GenBank genome assembly. NCBI's taxonomy places the organism in Eukaryota, Fungi, Glomeromycota, Glomeromycetes, Diversisporales, Gigasporaceae.